CUCGCGCUCACUGGGCCCACCAUUUCCAAAUUUCAUCGCAGACAACAAAAGCAAAAUGAAACAAACAGAGGCGAAGAGAACAAGAAACUAGAAACAAAAACUCACACUCGCUCACAGUCACAAGAUCCACCGCCGUGAAAAACGCCACCGACGGAGAUGGCGUCCUUGGCCUUCACCUCCUCCCUCAACCUCCGCCCACGCCCCCUCUCCGCCCCGAAACUCCGCUCCCCAGCCGCCGCCCCCAAAUCCCUCCGCCUCACUCCACGAUACAGAUCUCCCAUCGCCAACACCCUCCACAAUCCCGAAAACCCCCUUAUCGAGAAUCAAACUCAAUUCGCCAACCAAAAGUCCGCAUUUCUGUUCCCCUCCUCUAAACACGCGCCGUUGACUGUCGCCUCAGCCUCUCCGCCCGCCUCUCCGCCCGCCCACCCUGCUCCUCAGCCGUGGCAGGGAGCCGCCAUCAAGCCGCUCCUAGCAUCCAUCGCGACUGGAGUCAUUCUUUGGUUCUUACCCGCUCCUAACGGCGUCUCGCGCAUCGCGUGGCAACUGCUCUCGAUCUUCCUAGCCACAAUCGUUGGGAUCAUUACCCAGCCUUUGCCACUCGGGGCCGUAGCCUUAAUGGGCCUGGGCGCGUGCGUCCUGACGAAAACCCUCACGUUCGCAGCCGCGUUUUCAGCCUUCGGUGACCCUAUCCCGUGGCUGAUUGCGUUAGCCUUCUUUUUCGCCCGAGGGUUCAUCAAGACCGGGUUAGGCAACAGGAUCGCGUACCAAUUCGUCUCCCUAUUUGGAAGCUCUUCUCUAGGGCUAGGCUACAGUUUGGUUUUUAGCGAAGCCCUUCUGGCCCCAGCAAUACCCUCAGUCUCGGCCAGAGCUGGUGGGAUUUUCCUGCCGUUGGUGAAAUCCUUGUGUGUGGCCUGUGGUAGUAAUGUGGGUGAUGGGACUGAGAACAAAUUAGGCUCUUGGUUGAUGCUCACAUGCUUCCAGACAUCUGUGAUCUCGUCUUCCAUGUUUUUGACGGCCAUGGCUGCAAAUCCUCUGGCAGCUAAUUUAACGGCCAGCACAAUUAACAUGCCAAUUGGUUGGAUGGACUGGGCUAAGGCAGCAAUAGUGCCGGGUUUAGUGUCGUUGGUUGUGGUGCCAUUGUUGUUGUACGUCAUUUAUCCACCGACAGUGAAAAGUAGUCCCGAUGCACCCAAGCUUGCAAGGGAGAGGCUGGAGAAGAUGGGGCCCAUGUCGAAGAACGAGAUCAUCAUGGCUGGGACACUGCUUCUUACAGUAGGGCUCUGGAUUUUCGGAAGUGUCUUGAACGUGGAUGCAGUAACUGCAGCAAUUCUUGGGCUAUCUGUACUCCUUGUAACUGGGGUUGUAACAUGGAAGGAAUGUCUGGCUGAGGCAGUUGCCUGGGACACCCUUACUUGGUUUGCUGCACUCAUUGCAAUGGCUGGCUAUCUUAACAAAUACGGUCUUAUUUCCUGGUUCAGCCAAACUGUUGUUAAGUUUGUUGGUGGAUUGGGUCUCUCAUGGCAGCUAUCAUUCGGCAUUCUUGUUCUUCUCUAUUUCUACUCCCACUAUUUUUUCGCCAGUGGGGCCGCUCAUAUAGGCGCCAUGUUUACAGCUUUCUUAUCCGUGGCAAGUGCUUUGGGUACUCCACCAUAUCUUGGUGCCGUUGUUCUAUCCUUCCUUUCCAAUCUCAUGGGCGGCAUUACCCAUUACGGGAUUGGGUCAGCCCCCGUUUUCUACGGGGCUGGCUAUGUGCCACUUGCAAAAUGGUGGGGCUAUGGCUUCUUGAUUUCUAUUGUCAAUCUUGUAAUUUGGCUUGGAGUUGGAGGGCUCUGGUGGAAGACCAUUGGCUUGUGGUAGGCCAUCUCCUAGUGGAUUUUUUUCUUUUUUUUUUUGGUUAAUUACAAGAAAUGCUCCCGAUGUUUGGUGAAAUUACAACAAUAUUGUUGUCUAGAAUUGCUAAAUAACCCCUUCAGAUUUGUCAUUGCGUAAAUACAAAGCUGAAGGGGGUACUCUGUCAUUGAGUUGAAACUUUAGUUUAGGGGCGAUUUAUUAUUUAUUUUUGGAUGUUAGAUUUUGGUCUACAUCAUUUUGGAGAUUAAAUAGAUUAUUGGGUUGCUCAACAGCACUAUUGUAGCUGGCUAUUGAAGGCUUUUUAUGUAGAACGGAGGUUUUGGGAGCUUUAUUCGUGAAGAGUUGUAGCAUGAGUUGAUUUAUAGGUCAGGCUAUUUAUUGGUGAAACUCAAAUGUUUUGCAAUUGGAAUUUAUUUUUGAUUCAACAAUGUAUGUUUCAUGACUUCAUCUUCAAUUAUGUGAUUUUUUUGCCCC
This is a messenger RNA of Striga asiatica, 2328 nucleotides long. The record is from the annotation of a GenBank genome assembly. NCBI's taxonomy places the organism in Eukaryota, Viridiplantae, Streptophyta, Magnoliopsida, Lamiales, Orobanchaceae.